AUGUUUUAUUUACAAAUACCUGAUAUAAAUGUACCAAUAUUCGAUGUGGAAGAUUCAGCUUUAUCUCGUUUGGAACAUUUUUCAACGUACGCUAAAUUAAGUGACAAACCAAAAUACUCUAUGUAUCUGAGAAACUCUACGCUUCUAGACUACACAGGAUUUCUGUGCCUUAGAACAUAUGCAAGUUUAACCGAUGACCGCACAUUAAAGGAGAUGGUCAUAGAAGGAGAAUGCCGUUUAAUCUCAGAACGUUUAAAUUUAUUGAAACCAAAUUUUUUAAGAAAAUACUUAAUAAAAAUAAUAGAUGAUAUUGGACUUUUUAGUGUUACUGAUGAUAAUAUUGAUGUAUUACUAAAAGUAUGUUCAGAAUACAAGGAUAAGCAACAUGUACCAUGUAAUGAAUAUUGUAGUACACAUUCAAUUGAAGUUCCUUGGCAAAAAUGCACUACGUUAGUUUCCAAUAGAAAAGUACAACUUAAUCAAGGCAUUGCCGUUGUACUCUGCAAUCAAUGGAAUAGUUUAUUAGUUGAUUUAUUUCGUUUAAUUUAUAUCAAAUCAUUACAUAAAAUCCGUCGUUCUAUGUCUGCCUUAGAUAAUACCAACUUACAAUGGGAAUAUCUUAAUGAGAAAUUAAAUAGGUAUUAUAAUUCUAAAAUAGCCUUUUGGAAAAAUAUUGAAGAACAGAUAUCUUUAGAGGAACUCAAUUUAAACAAAAUAUUAUUACCUCCUUGCAUGUUAUUGUCAUUAAAUUCAUUAUUCACAAACCAUCGCCUUGCACAUGAUCCACGUUAUCGAUUGACAUUGUUUUUAAAAGAUAUAGGAGUACCUUUAGAUGAGACUUUAAAAAUAUUUCAACAGGAAUAUUCCAAGUGUGGAAAUCUAAAAAGUACAUGCACACAUUCAUGGGAUGAACAUAACAAACAAAUAGAAUACAAUGUCCGUCAUACUUACGGUACGGUGGGGUCAAAAAAAAAUUAUCAAAUGACAACUUGUGUUUUAAUGCAGAAACAAAAUAUUCAAGUUUCUGAUGAAGGCUGCUGUCCAUUUGUGCAUUGUAGUGAAGAUAAAUUAAAAAGUAUCUUAGAAGAAUUUACAUCCAUUAAUGAUGUAGAAAUGAAUAUUUUAAAUGAUUUUAAAAAUAGUGAUCAACCUAUCCAAGCAUGUCAUUGGUAUGCACAAAAGUUGUUUCCUGCGUCAGAACCUCAAUAUCAUAAUACACCAACACAGUAUUUUUUCAAUUCAAAAAAAGUUAAAAAUUGUCCUAUAAUAGAUUAA
Molecule: messenger RNA, 1275 nt
Organism: Macrosiphum euphorbiae (potato aphid)
Lineage: Eukaryota; Metazoa; Arthropoda; Insecta; Hemiptera; Aphididae
Source: the annotation of a GenBank genome assembly